CCGGGCAACACACUAAGCAAACAUUGCGUCAAAGGAGAACUGUGAAGGGGAAGAUGUGACUGUCCCACUCAAAUUGAUUGUCCUCGCCUCUCCACGUCGCCAUGGGUCUUCGAGGAUCCAAGCUACCCGAGGUCCAAGUUCUCCUGCUGGGCCUGGACAACGCCGGGAAGUCGACGCUCCUCUACAAACUGAAGCACCACGCGUGUGUCAGCACCGUCCCCACUAUCGGCUUCAACGUGGAAAUGAUGGAGGCGAGAAAGAGUGGGAAGAACAUCGCCCUGAUCCUGUGGGAUGUGGGUGGUCAGUGGAAGAUGCGGGAGCACUGGAGGAGUUUCCACCAGGACGCAGGGGCCGUGGUGUUCGUCGUGGACAGCUCGGACAAGACGCGUCUGGAGGAGGCGCGCAGGGAGCUGGACAAGACGCUGAGGAGCGAGCAGCUGACGGGACGUCCGCUCAUUCUGUUCGCUAACAAACAGGACGUGAACGGAGCUCUGACCGUCACGGAAAUCAAGGACAGGUUCCACUUGGGGAAGAUGUGUCACGGGCGGGACUGGUUCGUCCAGCCUUGCUCGGCGUCCACGGGAGUUGGAGUCGAAGAGGCUUUCAGACGAGUGGUCCAACUGGUCAAACUCCCAUCAGAACCCGGGGCGAUGAAAGACAACAUCAAGGAUAAAGUGCACUACCUUAGAGCAAGCAGCAGACAUUAAGUUUUAUUUAUUUAAAUGUGUUAAUUUUUUAGGGCCCGAGCACUGACAGGCACUGACAGGCAGUGAUGCCCUAUUGAAAUUGAAAGGAUUUUUUUUUUCAGGCAAAUGAAUUGGCUUUUUGUUAUUAUACAUUUUCUUUGGUUUUUAAUUUAAUACUUUUUAUUAUUUACCUCCUGCGCAGCAGCGGACUGCGCAGGAUUAAUUUAAUUUAAUUUAAUUACAUUUUUUAUUUGAUGAUGCUUGUUCUUUUUUUGGGAAGUUUCUUUAUUGAAUAUUCACAUUACAUUGAAACUCCUUUAUGUCAAAGGUAAAUCAUAUUUAAAGAGAUUUGAUGUUUUGCUUCAGUCUGUACAAAAAAGAAGUAAUAAAUAACAGUAACAAGUGCAACUAUAGACUUUUGAAAUAAACAUUGAGUAAAAUAAAAGGCUAUUAUUAUGGUAUCAAGGACAUCACAGGAAACAAAAUACGCAAUGAUAUAUCAAAACAACUGUCGAGUACGACAAGGAGAGGUUUUCACUGGUGUGUGCAUAUCUUCUUUCAAUAAUUAAACAGAGUUCGAUUAUC
Messenger RNA from Pleuronectes platessa (European plaice), 1271 nucleotides. RefSeq names its product ADP-ribosylation factor-like 14 (gene arl14). The record is from RefSeq and is a predicted model, not a curated record. The coding region runs from base 102 to 707 and encodes 201 amino acids. Gene Ontology annotation, molecular function: GTP binding; GTPase activity. The transcript has a single exon. NCBI's taxonomy places the organism in Eukaryota, Metazoa, Chordata, Actinopteri, Pleuronectiformes, Pleuronectidae. Gene Ontology annotation, cellular component: cytoplasm. Gene Ontology annotation, biological process: intracellular protein transport; vesicle-mediated transport.